AUGAAUGUACUUGUGGAAGAUUAUGAGGCACAAUCAAAGUUGAAUCAUGAACAAGCACAAGCUUUCAAGACCAUAUUACAUAGUAUAGACUCUGGAACAACACGAUUAUUUUUUGUAAAUGGACCUGGGGGAACUGGAAAAAUAUUCUUAUAUCAUGCAUUACUAGCAAAUGUUAGAUCAAAAGGUAUGAUAGCUUUGGCAACUGCAACCAGUGGUGUAGCAGCUGUAAUAUUACCAGGAGGUCGUACAGCUCACUCUAGAUUUGACAUAUCUCUUCAAACAAAUGAUACAACUAUGACAAAAAUGUCAAAACAAAGUAGUACUACUAAGUUAAUAAGACAAGCAAAAUUAAUAAUAUGGGAUGAAGCACCCAUGGCAAAGCGUCAAACAAUUGAAACAGUUGACAGGAGCUUUCGCGAUAUAAUGGAUGUCAAUGCAUAUUUUGGUGGAAAAGUAAUGGUCUUUGGAGGCGAUUUCCGACAAGUAUUGCCAGUUGUUCCAAAAUCAACAAGAGUAGAGACGGUUAACACAAGUUUAGUGAAAUCCUAUUUAUGGCCUUUAAUGGAAAAGAUACAUUUCACAACUAAUAUGAGAUCAAAAGCGGAUCCAAAUUUCACUAAUUUCUUACUUCGUGUUAGUAAUGGGGACGAGCAAACAGUAAAGGAUAACUUAUUAAGCCUUCCAGAACUAAUAGUUGUCAAACACAAUAGUGAUGAAAGACCAGAUGAAUGCUUGAUAAGAGAAAUAUUUCUAUCACUACAUCAACAUUCCAGUUCUGCACAGUUCAUAACAGAAAGAGCUAUCUUAGCAAGUAGAAAUGAAUUUGUAGAUCAACUAAAUGAAAUGUUGAUAGCCAAGUUUUUUGGUGAAAGCAAGAUAUUUAUUAGUUUUGCCUCUGCAUAA
This is a messenger RNA of Nicotiana tabacum (common tobacco), 903 nucleotides long. Its product is annotated as ATP-dependent DNA helicase PIF1-like. The record is from RefSeq and is a predicted model, not a curated record. Gene Ontology annotation, biological process: telomere maintenance; DNA repair. NCBI's taxonomy places the organism in Eukaryota, Viridiplantae, Streptophyta, Magnoliopsida, Solanales, Solanaceae. Gene Ontology annotation, molecular function: DNA helicase activity.